CACUGCAGAAGGUCAAGGCACUUUUACACUUUUACCCACAGUCAGUUGUCCCCGUGCCUUGUUGACGACACAUUUGUGAACCGGUAGUUUAUUGGAGUUUAUCAGCUGUAGGACCAGAGGAAGAGGGAAAUAUGUGCAGAUGAUCUCGGGCCGCUGGAGUUGCUUGUUUUCGUCAUGGCCAGCACAUCACUACUGAGGGCAGCUUGUGUUGUGAUGGUGAUCACCGCAUCCGUGUCGGGCUGCGACAGAGGGCUCUACGAGAGAGUGAUCGAUGACCUCUGCCUGGCUGAGUUCAAGUUCAACAUGGGGUCAGUGGGCCGAGGUCUGUGGUGCAGCUGGCCAGACACCAGAGAGAUCUACGAGGGAUUGACCAAUUGUACCUACCAGGUGGCGUUGAGAAUGGACUGCUUCUGGCCUGAUCAGAUUGUCGACCGCUUCUUUGUGCAGAUCCACCGAAACUACUUCCACGACUGCACGUUGACCGGCCGGCUCAUCCACGACCCGCCGGCCAGUGUCCUUGCGCCGUUCAUCGCCGUGCCGGUAUUGGUCACCCUUCUUGUGACUGCCCUUGUGGUGUGGAGGAGUAAACGCACAGAAGGAGUUCUAUAGGGACAAACGUAGUUAUACACUCAACAAAAACAACACUUUUUGUUUUUGCUCCCGUUUUUCUUGAGCAUCUCUGUAAAAUAUUGUUCGGAAUUCUGUGUUACUGAGCGCUCAACUCAUAAUUCACCCCCCUCCUGGUGUGGCAUAUCAAGAUGCUGAUUAAACAGCACAGGUGUGCCUUGGACUGGCCACAAUAAAAGGCCACUCCAAAAUGUGCAGUUAAACUGUAAUGCUGGUUGCGUCAAGGGAAAAGCAGACAAGGGGCAGGACAAGCUCUUUGAGAAUAAUAACAUACAAUUUAAUAACGGCCUUGUUGACUUGUUGCAUUUAUAUUUUCCUUAACCCCUUACAUUUCUGCCAAGUGGUACAUUUCAGUUCAUUUUUCCACUGGAGAGUUUGGAAUGGUAAAUCUUGAACUGUCGUGUGUUUCCACGAUGAUAGCUACAUAAUUGACAUAUAUCGUGUGUAUCGUUUCCACACAGGGCCAUGCAGU
Molecule: messenger RNA, 1099 nt
Organism: Dunckerocampus dactyliophorus (ringed pipefish)
Lineage: Eukaryota; Metazoa; Chordata; Actinopteri; Syngnathiformes; Syngnathidae
Product: receptor activity-modifying protein 1-like
Exons: 3
Coding region: 175-609 (144 amino acids)
Biological process (GO): G protein-coupled receptor signaling pathway; calcium ion transport; regulation of G protein-coupled receptor signaling pathway
Cellular component (GO): cell surface; signaling receptor complex; membrane
Molecular function (GO): coreceptor activity
Source: RefSeq, a predicted model, not a curated record